Messenger RNA from Cooperia oncophora, 750 nucleotides. NCBI's taxonomy places the organism in Eukaryota, Metazoa, Nematoda, Chromadorea, Rhabditida, Trichostrongylidae. The record is from the annotation of a GenBank genome assembly.
AUGUCUGGUCCCUCCUUAACAGAGCUCGAAAUGAUCACACUUGACUGGUUAGUGGACUUGCUUGGACUGCCAGAAUACUUCAAGAAUUCCCACUCGGGUAUUGCUAGCAGUCUUAUUCAAACUACUGCCGGUGAAGCCUUAACGACAGCGAUUAUAACGGCCAGAGCAACUGCUGUUGAAGCAAUAAAGACCGAAGGCACAUCCUAUUUGCCCAGUGGACUUGUGAAGCAAACCGUGAAAGAGAUACUCCACAAAAUUCGACAGAACACGAUAGACGAAGAAAACGCCGGGAUCACCAAUGCCGUCUACCACGACGCAGUUGUUUUCGAGCGACUGAUUGCGUAUUGUUCUGAGCAUGCUCAUCCCUUCUUGGAAAAAGCAGUGCUGUUAAGCGCGGUGAAGUUACGAAAGUUGAAAUGCAACAUUGAUCCCGAAAUGGGGAACUAUACGGUGACAAAAGAAACACUAGAAAAGGCAAUAAAGGAGGAUCGCGCUCGUGGAUUAAUACCAUUCCUUCUAAUUGCCUCCAUGGGCACGAAGAAGACAUGUAGCUUCGAUCGGUUAGAUGAACUCGGGCCAGUUUGUUACCGAGAACGAAUUUAUCUUCAUGUCGAUGCUUCAUAUGGAGGAUCAUUCCUUGCCUGUCCUGAAUUCCGAUAUAUGUCACAAGGUAUGGAAUAUGUGGAUUCACUAAGUUUCAGUACACAUAAAGCUGUGAUGUCCAAUAGUGACUGCUCUCCGUUGUGGUAA